UGAUUUCUCGUUUUGGAAGAAGUCGGUGAGCUUAAUAGAAUUACAACUUUACGUUCGUGAUCCACUUCAGGAGAAACAUAAUCACACAAAAACAUAAAAGGAAGCUCAUGACCACAGCCCUCACACACUCUCUGUUUUAUGAACUAUCUGUAUACAAUACUCCCAUCCUUGUUGGGUGCAGCUGCGAGGCAACGACAUCAAGAUGCGCGCGCUAUCCAACCUUGCGUUCUUGCUCGGCACUGUUUCCAUUGCCUCUGCGCAGGGAGUUCAGUAUGGGCACAAUCACGUCGUAGUGCGGAAGGACACCGACAACGUCGCCCGGAACUUCCCGGCCGUGGAUGUUCCGUUGCUUUCGCCCGCCUUUCUGAGCCCCCAAGAUAUACCUGAUGGAUUUUCUGCUGGGACAGCCGGGCCGACGGAUGACUCGACACUUGACUCCUUCAUCAAGUCCCUGGCAGAAAAGAAUGACUGGAUAUCGUACAAUGUGGCGAACUUCUCGUCUGAAGAGGGACGUGCCUUUCCCUACCUCCUGCUCUCGUCAUCUCCCCGGAACCCUUGCCGCACCGCGAAUAGCACCCAGAAACCUCGGGUGUGGCUACAGGGAGCAGUGCACGGCAACGAGCCCGCGGGUGACCAGGCUGUGCUAGCUCUUCUUGGCAAAAUGGACGCAAACCAGACUUGGGCAGCGUCUCUCCUCAAGCGUGUGGAGAUACUGGUCCUACCUCGAUACAACCUGGAUGGCGUCGCAUACUUUCAGCGCACGCUGGCCACGAACCUCGACCCGAAUCGAGACCAUGUCAAACUCGCGAGACAGCAGACUCGCGACAUCAAGCAACUCUUUAGCUCCUUUGCCCCCCAUGUCGCCAUCGACAUGCAUGAGUACAGCGCCACGACUCAGUAUGGUAGGUACGUGCAGGGGGCUGAUGGGUUGUUUUCGGCGGCGAAGAAUCUGAACAUCCACCCUACAAUCCGCCGUCUGUCCGAGAAGCUCUUUGCUCCGGCGAUAGGCGAGGCUAUGGAGGACCUCGGUCUCACAUGGGAGCCCUACGUCACCGGUCCGUCCAGCUCGAAGCCCGACUUCACAAUUCGUUUCGACGAGGCGGGCAGCGAUGCCAAGAUCGGGAGAAACGCCAUGGGGUUGACGCAGAGCAUCACCUUCCUCUGCGAGACACGGGGCAUCCGGCUGGCGGACCAGCAUUUCCAGCGACGAACAGUGUCUGGGCUCGCCAUGGCCGAGAGCAUCAUCCAGACCGCCGCCGACCACGCUGAUGAGGUGUAUUCCACCAUUGAGGAUGGAAUCCGAGAUUUCAUCGCGUCGACGGAGGAUAUCAUCGUCACAGACUACUCGACCUUGUCCAAGAGGACUUUCACCAUGGUCGACAGCUCAAACGGAAGCGUCGUUCAGGUGCCCAUCGAGUUUGCCAGCACGACGCCCGUCAACGCCAACCUGACACGGGGCAGGCCCGAGGCGUACCUCAUUCCAGUUGCCUGGGCGGAUCUAGCAGACCGACUGAGGGUGUCCGGCCUAGAAGUCGAGACGCUGCAGGAGCCAUUCCGCGGCAGCGUUGAAGCUCUGAAGAUCACAUCAGUCGCGUUUGCGGAUGAGUACUAUGAGGGCGUCGUGCGCGUGGAUGUUACCACCGAGACUGUGCAAAAGGAACUGGAGCUGCCUUCCGGGAGCUUCCUGAUCAGCACCAGGCAGAAGAAUGCAGCCCUGGCCGUGGUUGCGCUGGAGCCAGAGAACAUUGACUCGUAUGUCAGCUUUAAUAUUGUUCCGGUCGACACGGGGGACGAGUACCCUAUCUUCCGCAUCAUGUCUUAACUGAUAUAUUGAUAUGCGUCGCCGUAUGCCAUUGCUGAGUUGCGGCUCACGGUGUUGUGGUGGAAACCAGAGUGGUUUGGACAGUGUUAAAGCAGCAGCAAAGGUCGAUUAACGGGAACAACGUUUGAUCAUCGAGCUAUUUGAUAUCCAUUCUCCUUUCCAUAGUCAAUACCCAAUGCUCAUGACAGCUUCUCUUUGCGAC
Molecule: messenger RNA, 2024 nt
Organism: Phialemonium atrogriseum
Lineage: Eukaryota; Fungi; Ascomycota; Sordariomycetes; Cephalothecales; Cephalothecaceae
Product: carboxypeptidase 2-like protein 3
Exons: 2
Coding region: 203-1822 (539 amino acids)
Biological process (GO): proteolysis
Molecular function (GO): metallocarboxypeptidase activity; zinc ion binding
Source: RefSeq, a predicted model, not a curated record